AUGACCCGGCCUCCCCUGGCUCUUCCACCGCCCGGGCUCCCUUUCCUCCCUAUGCUCCCCCGGCGCAGGCCUAUCACGCUUCGCGCCUGUGGCGUUUUCACCAGACGGUCUUUGCCAGUAGUGUCAUCCUCCCCGCUGGCUGUAUGGGCGGGUUGCCCCUCGCUGCUGCGUUCUGUUAGGCUAUGGAUUACAGGAACAAAUGUAGUUGAAUGGAACAGCAGGCGGGUUACACGUUCCACUGUGCCGAGAUUUGAGGUGCAGGUGGUGAUGAUCACCUCGGGGUAUGCGCUAGCGCCCUUGACAGGCACUCCAGAACCCGCCAACGCUCGUGAAAAUUCGGGUCGGUCGGUGCUCCAUUCAUCUGAUGGCUUGUUACAAAGGCGCUACAAUUCAUUAAAAUCCAAUAGAUCUUCGGAUCCUAUUUUGUUGAGAGACGUAGAGGAAAAUGAUGAUUGGGUUAUACCAACAGAAGUUGAGCUUCAAGAGUUUGCUGAUGGUAGAUAUGGUCUUCUUUGGUCAGCUAUGCAAGAGGCAAUGGGAAGAAACGAAGAAGUUAGGGUUACAACUAGGAGCAAAAGAGAGUGUCAUAAAGAUGAUGUUGAUGAUGAUAUUAGAAUUGAAGUGGAAGAUCUUGAUGAACAAUUCGAUGCCUUGGUUGAUGUGGACUCGAAGGAAGAUUUCGUGGCUUGCGAUUAG
This is a messenger RNA of Lactuca virosa, 696 nucleotides long. NCBI's taxonomy places the organism in Eukaryota, Viridiplantae, Streptophyta, Magnoliopsida, Asterales, Asteraceae. The record is from the annotation of a GenBank genome assembly.